Fusarium falciforme is the source of this 735-nucleotide messenger RNA. RefSeq lists its product as hypothetical. The record is from RefSeq and is a predicted model, not a curated record. Lineage: Eukaryota; Fungi; Ascomycota; Sordariomycetes; Hypocreales; Nectriaceae. The transcript is spliced from 2 exons. Bases 34 to 735 code for a protein of 233 amino acids.
GCGAUACUGCAGGGCGCUCGUACCCUCCUACAGAUGGAGGAAGCCAGGCGUCUUUAUUAUUCAACGCUCUAUAGACCGUUGCCAGCAUCGAAGCAUAUCCACAGCCCCGAUCUCGUCUUGCAUCUAAGGAUGGCAGCCAUCGUCACAACCUUGAUCUCGAGCACGAUCACCACUCUCGAGGAAGUCAUCCAUCAUCACAACGAUGUCAAAGAUGACAAUGGCCUCCCGGAGGCUUUCCAUGAAGCGGGUCGAGGGCUGCUGCUUGUCAACCAGGCUCUCCAAGCUGCCCAACGCAACUCAGCCAAAGAGCCUCAAAGCGCCAUGAGCCCCGUGUGGGCGUGCAACACCAAAGCAAACAGCUCCGCGAGCAUAUUUAAGGCCGUCGCUAAGGCACCGGAGACUUGGAGGUUCAAGGUUUACGAAGCCGCCGUGAGACAAGAGGGCAAUGGACAGACGGUGGAGGUCUUGGUGGUGGGGAUGAUGAAUGACGUAUGUGCCUUGGCCGAGAACGGUGCGAUCAGAGCUGGAAUGGAAGACCAAGUCAACGCGUUGCGCGGUGCCAUCGAGAAGCUGACAAAGAUGGAGGCGUCCGUGCUAAACGAGGGGUUGGGCGAUACUUUUACCCACUAUGGCUCUGGCGACAUGCUCAACGCUCCUGGAGGUACCGUGAACAAGAGCACAGGCAGUGGCAACCACUUCCCUGGGGCUACUUUCUCUGGAUCCGUGACCUUUUGA